Messenger RNA from Dreissena polymorpha, 1701 nucleotides. Its product is annotated as neurogenic locus notch homolog protein 1-like. Lineage: Eukaryota; Metazoa; Mollusca; Bivalvia; Myida; Dreissenidae. Bases 162 to 1601 code for a protein of 479 amino acids. The record is from RefSeq and is a predicted model, not a curated record. Gene Ontology annotation, molecular function: calcium ion binding. The transcript is spliced from 14 exons.
AAACCAUCACAACGUUUCUGCUACUCAAAUGGAACAACGCAUUGCAAAAUACGCCGUAAAAUGUUAAUAGAUAAGGCCGAUCCUCUAAAUAAAUUGCAUAGUUAGGAUAUUCGUGGCAGUGCUGAAGGGAAACGCAUGCUUAAGUACACCGGCGUCUCAAGAUGUUCUUCAGCUUCUUCAUUGUUCUUCUAGCUGGCAUCAGCGUUUUCAGCGUUGACUGUUUGACUUGCCUUCAUUGUACGGAUAUCCAAAGUCCUAGACACUGCAAAUAUGUGAGGGAAUGUCAGCCAGGCGAGGUCUGUAAUAUUCACCGGACCACAAAUCCAUAUGGGGAUGUUGAGUUUGACGUGAGCUGUGUACAUCCUUGGGCGUGUUCCAACCGCUCGCAAGGCCUUCAGGCGUGUGACGAGUGCUGUAGUACAGACCUUUGUAACGCUGCCGGGUGUGGCUUGACAGGAUACCCAUCUAAACGGGGCCCAGUGUGCUUCAACUGUCCUGCACAAAUCACUGAUGGUACAUGUCACAGAAUAGAUGUCUGCGGACUUAACGAAAUGUGCUUGAUCAACGAACAGAGCGAGUUUGGCGACACAGUGUACACUUCACAGUGUGUCGGAUUAGCGCACUGCCAACCUCAAACCAUGGGCAGUUCACAAAUAAUUGGAAGGUCGAUCUAUGAUGAUACUAGAUCGUUGGCGGAAACCGUCUGUCACAAGUGUUGCCAUGACGAUCUUUGCAACGCAAACUGCGAUGUUAACUAUUGCGCCUCAAACCCAUGCGGACAUGGGACAUGUGUCAAUAGCAGGACGAAUUAUACGUGUGUGUGUGACCCGUCUUACACUGGAAGCAAUUGCACUGAUCUUAAUUAUUGCUUCCUAAACCCCUGUGAACAUGGGAUAUGUGUCAAUGGAAAGACGAAUUAUACGUGUGCGUGUGACCCGUCUCACAUUGGGCGCCAUUGCGCAGAAUUUAGGAUACAAGAUUGCAUGGAUCAAAGAAACCUGACCCAUGUAAGUGGCGUGUACAGCGUUCUUCCUGCAGGGAUGUUUCAGAACAUUGAGGUGUACUGUGACAUGGAAACGGACGGAGGGGGAUGGGCGGUGUUUCAACGUCGUGUGAAUGGAUCUGUGGAUUUCUACCAAAAUUUCUUAAAUUAUGAAAAUGGCUUCGGAGACGUUCAUGGAGAAUUCUGGCUUGGAUUGAAGUAUAUACACGCAAUGACCGCCAACGUAACGUCUGAACUCCGUAUCGAGUUGGAGACGGCUGACGGACACUUGUUGUAUGAGGUAUUUCCGGACUUCAGGCUGUCGGCUGCACCUGAAUACACUCUGCAUAUUGAAAAGGGUCAUGGCACUGCAGGCGAUUCACAGGGGCUGUCGUAUAGCUCCGGAAGUAGAUUUUCCACAUAUGACGACGAACACAGCGGCAGAUGCGCCAACCUUAGUCACGCAGGAGGGUGGUUUAAUAAUUGUGGAUGGGCUAACUUAAAUGGUAGAUAUGUUACGCCCGGAUCAAAAAGCUUCUAUUACCAAGCGAUGUGUUACGGGGACUAUAACAACGGUGAAGCACUGAAGGGUACAACAAUGAUGUUUCGAAGAGUUUGACACCUUCACGACGACGUAUUAUGCACACGUGCACGACCAAUAAAAUAAUGAAAUGUAUGUGAACAUGCAUCCCAUUUAAAUGUCUUUAAAGACCAAGCAA